Molecule: messenger RNA, 1294 nt
Organism: Nothobranchius furzeri (turquoise killifish)
Lineage: Eukaryota; Metazoa; Chordata; Actinopteri; Cyprinodontiformes; Nothobranchiidae
Gene: tmem17
Product: transmembrane protein 17
Biological process (GO): non-motile cilium assembly
Cellular component (GO): ciliary transition zone
Source: RefSeq, a predicted model, not a curated record
GGCUUUCACGACGGAGCUAGUAGGAAAAAGCGGAAGUGUUUCUCCUCUGGUCAUGUUGUUUUUAGCCUGAUUUUCUUUGCAAUGGAGCUGCCGGAGACAGUUAGGAGGCGCUUAGAAGAUUUUUCUCGGAAUGUUUUAUUCGACCAGACUCGUAAUGAGCCGUUCUCAAAACACAACGACUCGUUUAUACCUCACGACAAACGGGUUCUGUCCAGCCUCCAGCUCCAGAUGUCUUUGUACUUUAACACGUGGUUCUUCCCGUUCUGGUGGAUCAGUGAAGCUGUGAUGCUUCACCUCAAGUAUCCUGCCCUUCCAAAUUACUACAAGUUUGUCCUUGUGACUGUUCUUCUACUGAUGACUCUGAUUGAGGCCAUCAGACUUUAUCUUGGUUACUCUGGAAACCUGCAAGAAAAGGUUCCAGAGUUGGCCGGCUUUUGGCUGCUGAGCAUCCUGCUGCAGUUUCCACUCAUUCUUUUUCAACUUUUUAAUGAAGCCAUAAUCAUACUGCCCUUGGAGAGAGGUGUCCACAUAGUUCUUGCCAUAUUUAUCCUCACACAGGCUGUCUUUGGUUUUGUGGCCCUGCGGGAAAUGGUUAGACACACAGGAAGCCAGUUUCAUCUCCAACAGUUUGACUGACGUCCACAUAUGUUCUGGUGUUCCAUUUGAUCAGGAUUUAUUCUUACUUCAUACCUCCCAGUCUCAAAUGACAAAAACUAUGUAUUUGCAUAUAGGAUUUGGUACACUUUCUUCACACAAUUUUAAAUUUAAUGCUAAAAAAUAAUAGAAAAUAUUUAUUUUUGUAUUUUGUUCCACUUGUAUCAUUGCUUUUGUAAAUUUGAAGUAAAUCAUGUUUACUUGACUCACUCUGUACUGUUAGUUAGCAUCUGGUUUAGAUUUGUUGACCAUUUAGUUAUUUUUUAAUUACAAAAGAAAUUUUUGUACAAAGUUACCGACAUUUACGCUGCUCUUUGUUCAGGAGCUUUUUGCUUCAGAGGGACUGAAACGUUCUGACCAAAACAGAAAGUUUCAACAAAAUUCAUGAAACACCCAAGUGCUUUAUUUUAUUUUAUAUUUUUUACAACAUUUAUUUUCAUGUACUGAAAAUAUUAUUUGAGAAAUCAUGAGAUUGCAUUAGAAUAAUCAGAAGAAUUAAAGCAUGUUAUUGUCACAAGACGAAGAGAUAAGUGAGAUUUGGUAUAAAACGUAUGUGUUUUUCUGUUAGAUCUUCCCAAUGAAGCAUCAUUGUCACAAAAAUAACUUGUUCUAUUAAAAUGCAGCUGAACUUUGAGAAGAA